This is a messenger RNA of Meira miltonrushii, 1998 nucleotides long. RefSeq lists its product as uncharacterized. The coding region runs from base 11 to 1882 and encodes 623 amino acids. The record is from RefSeq and is a predicted model, not a curated record. The transcript has a single exon. NCBI's taxonomy places the organism in Eukaryota, Fungi, Basidiomycota, Exobasidiomycetes, Exobasidiales, Brachybasidiaceae.
CCAAAUCAUCAUGUCGCAACAUAAUGCAAAAGACGAAUUUACGGACAUCGUUCCGGAAAAGUAUGAAAUGCCAGAAGGUUAUGCUGGUAAUUUAUCAGAAGAACAUCAAGAUGAUCUUUAUCAAAUGUGGAUAGCUUUCUUUGAUAUUUGUGAUAAAGCACAAGGAACAAAAUCUGAACAAAAAGAAGACGGUUUUGCGGAAGAUUGGGGUGUUGAUACAGAAGCAACAAAAAGUAAAAUGAGCGGCGGUGGUUUGGGUGCGGUUAGUGGAGUUUCAAAACUCGUUAAAGGAAGUGGAAUUGAUAAAGAAGAUGAUAAGAAAGCUGCUGCUCAAGCUCGUACUGAAGAAGCAAAUAUGGAACGCUUACUUUCUACUUAUGGUUCUGCCGCCCUUCGUAAUUCAUUCUGGGUAAUGGUCAAACGUGAUAAUCCAGACAUCUUGAUGUUACGCUUCUUGCGUGCACGUAAAUGGAGCAUCGAUGCAACAACGGCCAUGUUGGCAUCUACGUUGAAAUGGCGUUUGGAUACCAAUCUAGACAUUCUCGUUCAAAAAGGUGAUUUGGGUAAUGGUAAAGAGAUCCCUAAAUACGUCGAAAACUUUGAAGCAAACGGAAAGGUGUUUUCUCUCGGUACAAAUUUACGCAAUCAACCCGUCAUGUACGUUCAAUUCGGUAAACAUGUAAUUUGGGCACAACCACAAGCAACAACAAAGAAGUUCAUCAUUGCACAUUUUGAACUUGUACGUUUAUUAGUCGUUCCGCCAAACGAUAAGAUCGUUUUAUUGUUCGAUUGUACCGGCUUUGGACCUUCAAAUUUGGACGUGAUCAAUUUCCUUUAUAUCCUUCAAUGUCUUCAAUCUUAUUUCCCUGAACAAUUAGCAGUCUUGAUUCUUCAUAAAGCACCUUGGAUUCUAUCACAAGCAUGGCAUUUGGUCAAAUGGCUUUUGGAUCCUGUGGUACGUGCAAAAGUACGCUUUACAAACAAACCCGAAGAAUUGAUGGAAGAAAUUCCACGUAAACACAUGCUUCGUUAUAUUGGAGGAGACGUUGAUGUCGAAUUCGAUUGGGUUCCACCAGAAGAAGGAGAGAACGAUCUUCACAAAAACAAAGAAGAAGUUGAUCGCAGAUGGGAAAACCAUCGAAGGUUGUGUGAUCAAUUCGAAAAGGUCACACGUAAAUGGGCCGAAUCGAAGGGACAAGAAUAUGACCAAGAAAGAAGGGCAUUGAUCAAACGUUUGCGUGUUUCACAUAUGGAUUACGAUCCUUUCUGGCGUGGAAGAUGGGUUCAUGACCGUAACGGAGAUUUAUCACAAAAGAAUCCUGGUAUGAUCCGUUGGCAAUACCCAAUGGUCGAUGGAUCAAAAACCCGUGAAAUUCUUGGUCAUGAUACUUGCAGAAAAACACUCGUACGUGAACUACAAGAGAUCGGCGUUGGUGCUCCAGUUGAUUUCGCCGAAGCACGUACGCAACAAUUAAUCAAAGAAGGUAAAUGGGGUGACUGGAACUCAUGUGAUGAUUUGCCUGCUCCUCCAACCGGUUUCCAAAAUGGUGCUUUAACCUAUGAAGAUGAUGGUGGUCUUGCAGCUGCACUUGAUGUGAUUGGCUUAAACGGUCCAGAAACAUUACAGAUUGCAAAAGCAAAUGGAACUAAGCCUGUUCCACAAAAGGCUGCACCUACACCUCAAACAACAAACGACACGGCGGUGAACGGAAACAGUAUCGAUCAAACAAAGCCAAACGGUACAGCUGCUGCAAACAAGGAUGAAGUCGUCAAAUCACCCAGACAACAAAAAGUCCAAACCAAUACCGUUGAUGCUCCUGCUGAGCCAGCAAAUGAAAAAUUGGGCAUGUUUGGCUCCUUGAAGAAGAAGAUUAUGGCUUAAGUUCACGUUUCAGCAAUGGAUUAUGCUUCUCCUUAUUUAUUAUAUUCAAAUUCACUAAUGAUACCAUUCCUCAGAAUAUGUACGUCUUCAAUCGAUUUAAUUGAUCUCUUUUUUAC